Molecule: messenger RNA, 375 nt
Organism: Paramecium sonneborni
Lineage: Eukaryota; Ciliophora; Oligohymenophorea; Peniculida; Parameciidae
Source: the annotation of a GenBank genome assembly
UAAAGCCAUUUCGAUUUUAUUAAUGAAAAGAUUAAUCUCUUAACUUAAUUUGACUCAGAGCUUUAGUAAAUUAAAUAAGAAAUGAAAUCUUACAGAGAAGAAAAUCAAUAUCUUUAGAAGAAGAAAAAGAUUGUUAAUAAUCAAAUAAAAUCAUUGAAGAGAAGGCUUAAAAAGCUGCACUAUUAAAUUUAAAGGGUGAUUCUUCUGAGGAAUAAAAAUAAAUCCUCGAAAUAUUACAGGUUUAGAUAUAUCAAAUAAAUAAACUUAAAUAAGAAAUUUAAUUUUUGAAGAAGGAUAAAAUUCAAGAUUAAUAAGAUAUUACUUAACUAGAACAACAUGAACCGUAUAUUAUUUAAAAAGUGCUAGAAACUUUAU